AUGAGUGGCUUCGUGCUAGUCUACAGAGAACGCAAGGCCAUCAACGAGAUUGUCUACUCUGAUCUUCCAUCAGCAGAUCAUAUUACCCAAGUUAAAAACGUCGACACUCUUGUCGCUGACGACAAAGACCUGCUGGCUGUUGCCUUGGGAGCCCCAGCUCGACAAGUAAUCCUCCGAGCCGAGGGUAUUGGUCAGCCAAGCGGUUGGAAGGACGGGUACCUCAGCGCCGAGUAUGGCUUCUGCCCACCCGAUUCGAACGAAGCCGCCGGCGCCCUCGCCAACUGUCCCGGCCGUGUCUGGUCCGACCUUUGUGAGAGGAUGCCCGGCUGUGUCUCACGAGGAAGAGUCCGAGAAUCCGUCGCCGCCCUCCCUCUCGUCGAAGGGACCGAAGAAAACGUACCGGACCAGGCACUCUGGGCCGCCAUCGUGGCGCUGGGCAUGCUGUGCUCCAUCUACCGAUACGAGGACAAGAAUGACGGUUAUGACGGCGUCAGUAUCAACUCGAUAUCCACGAAGCCGCGGGUCGAGAUGAGUGACGACCUCGGUCCGGAACUAGUAGGGAUCCCAAGGAGCAUCGGACUGCCCUAUUGGCAAGUUUCCCGUCGCAUGGGACGCGCCAUCCCUCACUUGACCUUCUUCGACCAGGCUUCAUACAACAUCAAAGUGCGAGAUCCGACUUCCAUCCAUCCCUACGUUGGCCGAUUCGACAACACGGAUCUGCGGUGGCCUAUGUUUGGCGAGCGCACCGAGAUUGCCUUUUUGAAGGGAUGCGCCGACACUGCGGCUUCUUUUCAGCACGGUCCUGAUGCCAUCGCCGCUUGUCAGGAACACGUGAUGAACCGCAACAAUGAAGGUCUUCUGAGAGAGAUGAUCAGGCUAAAGGAGAUCCUGGAACGCAUGCCCAACGCCUUUCACUCCAUCUCCACCAAUCCCAGCUCGGGUGACAAUUACGUCUCGGCGGCCGAGUGGGUGCGAUGGGGCAAGUUUUCCGCGCCCCUAUCCAAGAGAUGCCCUGCCGCCUCCGGUCUCCAAUUUCCCCCUUACCUUCUCAUGGACGCUUUUCUCGGUCGGAAGAAAUAUGACUCCUUCCUCGGCAACGAGGGCUUGCAUUUGCGAGCGUGGCUGCCAUCGAACCUCCGAGCAUUCAUCGCUGCCGUCGAGUACCACUACUGUAUCCCAGAGUACGUCAAGGAGUCUGGCGAUCCGCGGCUCAUGGGCGUCCUGGACGGCAUCAUCGAGGCUUAUACGGGCGAGCGCGGGUUCAUGGGCACACAUCGAUACAAGGUGUUUGGCAUUCUCGAGGUGGCGUCCAAGACGGGUCGGACGGAAACCAAUGGCGCCUCGGGGGCUUCCGAUGACUCGGGUAGACCGUGGGAGGAGGUGCACCGCCAGUUCUCGGACGCCAUGAAGGAGCGCCUGGAGCCGUACCGCGGAAACAUCCCAGUCGAACCGCACGAGAUGCGCGGCACCUUUGAGGAAUGUCGGUACAAGUCACGCAUUCUCAGUCGAUCCUUUGUCGACUCAGACGAUGAGCGAUCCAUCGCCAUGGUCACUCUCGACCUGCACAACACAGGAAUCACCUUCCAGCCCGGGGAUCGACUGGCAGUCAUGCCUCUCAACAGCUGGGAAGAGUGCGCCAAGGUCGCCGCAGCCCUCGGCCUGGACACAAUGCUCGAGAGUCCCGUUCUUCUCGACCGCAAGUGGUCUCGCUUCGCGGAGCAUCUCGAGACAAUCUCCAAGCACGGCGUUGCCAGCUCCUUAACCAGGGGGAGGAAGCUCAUGGUGAAGGACAUACUACGCCGAGGCCACCUGGCGCCGCUGACGCAGGAGCUUGUGCUCAAGAUUCACGCCAUGCUGAGAGCUUCUUCCAAUACUUUGCUGCAAGUGUUGACCACCGAUGAAUGGCCGGUCCGGGGCUCGCUCGGGGAUCUUCUUCAGGCUGCCGUCAUGGACACCCCUACGCACAUCUGGGACCAGGCCUUUGACCUUUCCAAUGAUAUCCCCUGGCUGAGCGACCUCAUCCCGGUGGAGAUUCCACGCACCUACUCCAUCUCCAACUAUCCCGAAGAGCUACUGCCCAGCACGGUCGAUCUCACCAUCUCCAGGGCCGAGUACAAGCUCUGCGCCACCUUUGCCGGCAAGUCCGACAUCACACGUUCCGGUGUAAGUAGCGGCUACCUCAACCCGCCCGUGGGCUCUCCGGAAGACUUCGACAGCGACGAAGCCGAUCUGCUGGUUGGAAUUUCCAGACCGAUCGCCUUCCAACUGCCUCUGGACGAAGCCGCCCCCUGCGCAUUCUUCGCCGGCGGCAGCGGUAUCGCUCCCUUCCGCAGCUUCUGGCAGGCUCGUGCCGGCCGUUCGGUUGGCAAGAACAUGCUUUUCCUCGGCGUGCAGAACCGAGAGAAGUUCUGCUACGAGGACGAGCUGCGCCAGUAUGUCAAUGCCGGCUUCAUGGAGGUACACCUCGCCUUCUCUCGCGACAGCCGCGGCCUCGCGUACGAUCCCACCAUGAGGGACCUCAUUGAGCGCCGUACGGAGCCGCGGUACAUUGACACCCUCAUCGCCGAGCAAGGCGCCGGUGUCUGCGACCUGGUCAUGUCCAAGAAACAGGGUGGCCUGGGCGGGUACCUGUACAUCUGCGGCUCGGUGGCCGUCUUCGACUCGGUCAUGAGCGGCCUGCGCAAGGCCAUCUACAACCACCGCACAGCAACCAUGGAAUCCACGGACCUAAUCCUCAACACCGCCUUCGCUGAGCGCCGGAUCAUGCUGGACGUCUUCAUGACCCCGAAGCCGCUCCCCUGCAACCGCCCGACCAUCCCGCUCUCGCAGCUGUCCGUCCACACCGGUCAUAGACCGGGAGGGAGGAUGUGGAUCGCCGUCCACGGCAGCGUUUACGACGUGACCGACUUCUCUCCCAUGCACCCGGGAGGCACCCUGAUCCUCAAGUCAAACGCCGGUGUCGACUGCACCAAGUCUUUUGACAACUUGGCGCACACGAACAACCCAGAGGUCGCCAGCCUGCUCACCAAGUACUUUGUCGGCCAUCUGACGCCGAAGCCGGACUAUCAUGGCUGCGAGGAGCUCAGCGGCCUCUACGACAUGUGGUCGGCGUACAUGAGAACCACGGUCGAGACGCUCGUCGCGCAGCAGUUCGAGAUGGACGACAUCCUAGGCUCGUCCAAGCUCUGGUUCCAGGGCAGCCUGAUCAACAUGCUCGGCGUGCGCAUCUUCUACCAGUAUCAGUCGCGCCUGCUUCAAGGCGGCUUCUCUGCCCUCUUCGGCCCAAAGUUCCAGGAGCUCGUGCUGAAGCUCUCCUUCACCAUGGCCAACGCCGCCUCGGUCGGCUCCGACGUCAAACUCCCCGAUAUCCUCGGCAUCAUCGCCCGCGCCAAGACGUCGACCGACGCCGUCGCAACGUCCAAGGAGGUCUCCCGCGUCGGCCAGUUCAUCUGCGACAGCGAGCCGGCGCGGUUCAUGGAGCGCGGCAUCAUGGACUACGCCAACAAGUCUGUACAGCUCGACAUUGAGCUCCUCGAGGACAUUCGCGAGGAGGCGUGCCACGGCAUGGACGCCUUCGACACGGUCAUGACCCUCGACGCUUCGUCCAACGCCCAGCGCGUCACGGCCCUCUGCCAGUUCCUCAUGCAGAUCCUUGAGCGCAUGGCCAAGCGUCUCGAGGUCUUCUACUCCAAGCUCGCGCAGUGCUCCAUCUACCAGCCCGAGAUUGAGCGGAACCCGGCCCGCACGCGCUGGGACCUCGUGAGGCGACGGGUCCGGGAUGGGUCCCUCUUCGUCCUCACGCAGAGCACCGUGAUUGGCGGCGCGCCAUCGUAUAAGCCCGCCGCGCAGGAAACCGUGGUGUUUGACAACGUCCUCUCGCAGAUCCAGCAGACGAUCCGCAACGCGCCGCAAGUGCCUGGUCCGGCAGCGCAGCAGAGCAUGCAGCUCAACGAGCGACACCGCGCGAGGACCGAGGCGCCCAUCAACGGCGCCUCGGCGUUUGAGUCGUAUCAGAACAGCAACGCGUUGAACCGCAUGUCGACCUUUAUCGACAAGAACAUGCGGGCCAUCCGGCGCCUGAGCAAGAUGCCCCCGAUGCCGCUCAACACGAGCUUCGAGCAGAUGGUCGCGUCGAACCAGCCGCACUUCCACGCCAACGGCGUCACCACGCCGCCGUCUAGUCGGGGAUCCAGUCGAUCACCUACAAGAGGCCGCCUCCCGGCGACCAACGCACUGCACAUUCAAAACUUGCCUCGCCCACGUACGCCGUCGUUGGCCGAGGAGUCCAUGAAUCGUAUCGCCCUCAACAGACGCGGCACAGCAGGCUCCGACGGCUCGCGGUCCAUCUCAUCCUUCUCCCAAUAUCGGCACCAGGGGACAAUGAUGCACCACCGCGGGAUGUCGCACCAGUUCCCGCCGACGCCCGUCGCGACGCCGCCGCCGCCGGACCCGAACACGGCGAUCCAGUCCAUGGUGAGCCGCUUCAACCUCAAGUCCAGAAGCGCCGCGGCAUCGUCGCCGGCGUCGCCGGCGCCGUCGCUGGACGACAAGAGCCGGAUGGCGCGCAUGUCGGCGCAGGUGGCGGCCGGGCCGAUGCACAACCCGCGCAGCCGGUCGACAAGCACGCUGAGGUCGUUCAAGUUGAGGGAGCUUGUGGCGAGCCAGGAGCCGGCGAGGAUUGCGCCAACGUUCUGA
Molecule: messenger RNA, 4695 nt
Organism: Colletotrichum spaethianum
Lineage: Eukaryota; Fungi; Ascomycota; Sordariomycetes; Glomerellales; Glomerellaceae
Product: sulfite reductase [NADPH] flavoprotein component
Exons: 3
Coding region: 1-4695 (1564 amino acids)
Cellular component (GO): cytosol
Molecular function (GO): flavin adenine dinucleotide binding; FMN binding; metal ion binding
Source: RefSeq, a predicted model, not a curated record